Molecule: messenger RNA, 2137 nt
Organism: Bubalus bubalis (water buffalo)
Lineage: Eukaryota; Metazoa; Chordata; Mammalia; Artiodactyla; Bovidae
Gene: SERPIND1
Product: serpin family D member 1
Exons: 5
Coding region: 16-1785 (589 amino acids)
Biological process (GO): blood coagulation; negative regulation of endopeptidase activity
Molecular function (GO): serine-type endopeptidase inhibitor activity
Source: RefSeq, a predicted model, not a curated record
AUCCGAGCCACCCCCAUGACACAACUCAGCCCUGGCCGCAGAGUCCUGACGGCUCAUCCACAUGGAGACAGAUGGGCCUCCAAAUGUUGGAGUCGCAGCUGCUGGGCGGUGACCAGGCACACAGCGGGGCUUUGUGCUGACGAGGCUGGGGGGCGGUGUUCCAUCUGCGACCUGUGUACUUUGGAAGACCGCGACUGCAGCCCAGCACCAAAGGUCACAGAAGCGCGCGGCCGGCCUUGGCUGAUCCCACCCCUGCAGAGCCACUUCGCACCAGCGGCACAGAGCUCCUCCGGGAUGUGGUGCCCGCUGCGCCCGCUCCUGCUGGCCCUCCUUCUGGCAUCUGCGUGUAGGACCCUCGGCCCGUGGGGGCAGCGUGAUGACGGCGGGGGCGAGCCUGAGUCCGUGGAGCCCCGGUGGGGGCGGCUGAAGGGCAGCAACGCGAGCGGGCCCCUGCCGCCCGCCGCCUUCCACGAGGAGAACACCGUCACCGGCGAGUGGGCCGCGGACGGGGAGGAGGAGGAAGACUACCUGGACCUGGAGAAGAUCUUCGGGGAGGACGACGACUACAGCGACGUGGUGGACGCGGCCCCCCCCACGCGCCCCGGGGCGGGCGCCGGCAGCGUGCUCCCGCUCUUCCCCGGCAAGAGCCGCGUGCAGCGGCUCAACCUCCUCAACGCGCAGUUCGCCUUCGACCUGUACCGGGCGCUGGCAGUGCGGGUCGGCGCGGCCGACAACGUCUUCCUGGCGCCCGUGGGCGUGUCGGCGGCCAUGGCCAUGCUCUCCCUGGGCCUGGCGGGCGACACCCACCAGGAGGUGCACACGGCCCUGCGCUUUGCCGAGUUCGUCAACGCCAGCGCCACCUACGAGCUGGGCACCGUCCACAACCUGUUCCGGAAACUGAUCCACCGCCUCUUCCGCAGGAACUUCGGGUACACGCUGCGCUCCGUCAGCGACCUCUACGUGCAGAAGCAGCUCCCGGUCCUGGAUGACUUCAAGGCCAAGGUCCGGGAGUACUACUUCGCCGAGGUCCGGGCAGCCGACUUCUCCGAUCCGGCCUUCCUCGCCCACACGAACCGGCACGUGGCCCGGCUCACCAAGGGCCUCAUACGAGACGCACUGCAGGACGUGGACCCCGCGACGCAGAUGCUGCUCCUCAACUGCCUCUACUUCAAAGGGUCCUGGGUGAACAAAUUCCCGGUGGAAAUGACGCACAACCACAACUUCCGGCUGAACGAGCGGGAGGUGGUCAAGGUCCCCAUGAUGCAGACCAAGGGCGCGUUCCUGGCGGCCAGCGACCAGGAGCUGGACUGCGACGUGCUGCGGCUGGAGUACGUGGGGGGCAUCAGCAUGCUUGUGGUGGUCCCGCACAAGCUGUCCGGGAUGAAGACCCUGGAGAGCCAGCUGACGCCCCAGGCGGUGGAGCGGUGGCAGAGGAGCAUGACAAACAGGACGCGGGAGGUGCUCCUGCCCAAGUUCAAGCUGGAGAAGGACUACGACCUGGUGGGCGCCCUGCGGGCCCUGGGGGUCACAGCACUCUUCGACAAGCACAGCAACACCACGGGGAUCACUGGCCAGAGGAUCGUCAUUGACCUGUUCAAACACCAGGGCACCAUCACGGUGAAUGAGGAGGGCACGCAGGCCGCAGCCGUGACCGCCGUGGGGUUCAUGCCGCUGUCCACCCAGGUCCGCUUCAGCGUCGACCGGCCCUUCCUGUUCCUCGUCUACGAGCACCGCACCAGCUGCCUGCUCUUCUUGGGCCGGGUCGCCAACCCCGCCAGGCCUUAGUGGCAGGGCUGGGCGUCUCGAGUGCUUCGGGGCAUCCGCGAUUCCGUUUCCCUUCUCACAACCACCAAGAGCUGCUGGUGCCGGGACCGCGUGGCCCGGCCCCUUUCGGGAGACGUGGGCGAGGAGGCAGCGCGCGUGCCACCCGGCUGGCAGGACGGCUGUCGCUGAAGGCGCUGGCGCAGACACACAGCCCCUCCUCACAGUCACCCCAGGCCAGCAGCGCCCCUCUGCCACCCAAACCUUCCCCCACUGUGGAGCACGAGGGAGCCCAAGAUGCCGACAGCCAGCCCCUCCUCGAGCAAGGCACGGCCGCUCAGAGCACAGCGUGGGGUUAAUAAACGUGCCGCUUUUA